GACAGAAUACGCCGUUAGUCCAACCAGCAGAUGUGAAAAAUGGUAGCGAGAGUGCACACCCGUGUGAGCGUGCCCCACACCCGUGUGAGCCGUGAGGCGUGAGCGUGACCCAUUGCCGCCAUGAAACAAGCACAUGGCUAGCAAUUGCAGGCGGCCCUCGCGCAGCGCAACGCCCCGCGUGCAGCGGAGGCGGCGACCGACGCCUGUCUGAGCCGUACGCGGGCGAACGCGCCCCGACACGCAGACUGACGCUGACGGCCGCAGCAGCCCUCGCCCCCGCCACGUGGCACCCCUCGCCCCCGCCACACCCGCGCGAGCUCGCCCGCUGUGGCGGCGCGGCGGUCACGGUAAAAGGCGCGACCGCACUGCCUCUCGGCCGCUCUAGCCGAGCCGAGGGCGCCCUCGCCCUCGCCCUCGCCCUCGUCGCCGCCGGCGUCCUGGGUCGUUGCGGUCGGUGUGGGAGGGCGUGAUCCAAACGCAACGAGCUGCUUGCGCGGGGCCGGGACGCGGGAGGAGCGCCGGGACGCGGGAGGAGCGGCGGCUGCGGCGACCGACGCCGCGCCGCGAGCAGCGGGAGCGUCAGGACGGAAGUGCGCGACACACCCUGGCGAUGGAGUAUGAACAAGACGAGCGGGAGGGCACCGAGACACAUGUUCGCCGCACCGGUGGAUGGUCCAAUGAUGGUCGUCGUGCCUGCGCCGGCGGCUAUUGCAGCGGCAGCGGCGAUCGCAGCAGCAGGGCAGCUAGCUAGGAUCACCGGCGCCUCACCCGCCCGUGGAAGCUUUGUGGCCUUGUCCGGCCACGUUGUACGGAUCAAUGUCGCCGGCGCCGAGGGAUUACAAGCCGCGCCCGCCUGAGCGAGCGGCGUCAGCCAGCCGCGCAGCGCUCGGCGAAUCUGAGUGAAUGUCGGCGGCGCGCUCGCGACAGCGCAGCGCCGCACCGUGUGCCCUGCAGAAGGCGAGCGUCGUCGCCCGGAAGGACGGCAUCGCGCGGAGCUGGCUCUAUGGACGCACGAUCAGCGCCGUCCGCGGCUCUUCCUGCGACAGGAAGCAGCAGGGGCUGUCAUGCCGCCGGAGUGGUCUCGGCACCACGUCGAACGCGCGGCGGCGGGGGAGGUCUGUGGGUCGCCAGGGCGCGUGUGCGGGCCGAGGGUGCGCCGGUGGGCGUGUGGGGUGGGGAGGGUUGCUCAGGGGCGCUCACACGCACGCACGGCGACGCACGGCGCGAUUUGCUUCGCAUGCG
This is a messenger RNA of Emiliania huxleyi CCMP1516, 1242 nucleotides long. RefSeq lists its product as hypothetical. NCBI's taxonomy places the organism in Eukaryota, Haptophyta, Isochrysidales, Noelaerhabdaceae. The transcript has a single exon. The annotation marks the transcript as partial. The record is from RefSeq and is a predicted model, not a curated record.